Trematosphaeria pertusa is the source of this 722-nucleotide messenger RNA. RefSeq lists its product as uncharacterized. The coding region runs from base 142 to 621 and encodes 159 amino acids. The record is from RefSeq and is a predicted model, not a curated record. Lineage: Eukaryota; Fungi; Ascomycota; Dothideomycetes; Pleosporales; Trematosphaeriaceae. The transcript has a single exon.
GGUAACCCCGCAGGAUCCGGAUAAAUCAAUCGUGUGGAGAGACUUGCAUUGACGACGAGGGCGAGCGAGUGUGGAGUUCACGAGCUCGUUUGCACAAAGGAUUGAAGCCGUACUCUGGUCGUACGCGGUGCUCGUUCAUCCAUGGAUCCAUCUGUAACGAUACGAUUCGGCCCUGUAGUUGACACUGUAUUAGGAAGACUACCACACACCAAUCAUUGCAACUCACCUUCCUCAUGCAGUAUUCCUCCGGGGGGAGUACUUACACCGAAGCCGAUGUACGUACCUCGCAAACGCUUCCUCUCGGGAAUUGCUCCUACGCGGUGCUGCACAAUCGAUUCACGCUACUCAACUCAACUCGCGCAAUGCCUCCAAUUCAGUAUACGCUUUGCGAGCUCCACUGGCGGAAUUAUUACAGGGUGCGUACGGAGAAUCACACGCUGCGCCAUGGACAUUGGCAAAUCGCCAAUUUGCAUGGCAUUCCUUCCUUCAGCCUUUCCUUUCGCGCAUCGCAUCUCGCGCUCGACUUGGCCUCUCGCACCACCGCAACGAGCAAAGCGCUCCAGUCGAGGCGGCCGGGGGGCCAAAACGGCAAUGAUGCUCGCGAGCAUCGGGGCUGAAUAAUAACUGAACCGCAGGGCAUGCGAAGGAACAAAACGUGUUGCGCGUGUAGCAUGCAGGGAGAGCCGAAGGAUUCAGCCCUGUCGUUUUGGGUUGGCGUACGG